AGUCCACAACCUCCCUAGGCAAUUUAUUCCAGCACUUAAUUCAGGGGGACUAUUUUGCUCAAAGUCUAAUAUCAUGCUUAUAAAUCAGUAAAAAAAAGCUGGUUGGUUUGCCUGUUGUAUUUUGAGGCGCUUUUUAUUUUGUGGCCUUGAUAUUCAGUUUUUUCCCCAAUAGCUGCAUCAGACUUGAAUACUGUGUCAGCUGUCCCUUUGACAUUGUUUGCUCCCCUGGCACCUCUCAUUUCCUAUGUAACAAACUCCACAAGUGCUCUCUGCACGGGGGCGCCAAGCUCAGAGGGUGAACAAUGGUGUAAAUUAGACCAGCCCCUCACACUAACUUAGCCCCAACUUGAACAGUGGUUCAACCAUAUUAUAAAGUCACUGAGCAUCUCACAGAGAAAAUAUUUCUUUAUUUCUCUGCUGUAAUUUGGGGCCUGACCCUGCAAAGUUUUACUUAGGCAAGUAGCCUAAUGACUUCAGUAGUAAUAUUUACAUAACAGCAAAUAUGUGAUCAUAUUUAUCAUCUGUUGCAAUUGCUAUGUGAACUACUUUAAAACUGAGCAGUAAAGAGGCACAUGAGAUUCUGGGAUAGGUCAUACAUCUUCCUGGGUUUAUAUGUUGAAAAAGAAAUGGGGUGGAGAACAGUUAAGUAUGAAUAAAAGGCCAAAAGGAGGAAACGAAUGAAACAAAUGAAUUAGUAACGUUUGAGCAAGAUAAUUAUGACUGAUCCCUUUGUGUGCACACAGAUAUUUUUGUCAGUGCAAACCUGAGCUUCCGUGUGAAUAACCACACAGACUUCCUUGUUCUUGUGGUUUGUUCUGAUCCGCUGAGCUGUGUGUAGUUGAUUUAACAUUUACUAGACCGGCAGCACAAUGCACACGGAAGGUGUUUGUGGUGAUUCACAGAGGGGCUGGGCUGUACCAUGGACUCAACCCAGCGGAUCACUGGACUUACAAGCAUUAGUCAGAAGGUGACCUGUCCUCUCUCUGACAAUACCCCAUUUGGAACGCAGCCUUCAGAGAGUAAAGAGACCUGUCGGACGAUUUCCCUGCGCCUGCAGAGAUCGUUCUCGGAUCAGGCCCCCACAGAACUACGCCCUGUACACACAUGGAACAGACAGCUUACAAUUUCAGCACAUGACAAGGAAACAGGCAAAGAGAAACAACCAAUUGGAGGAGUCGAAGAAGACAAGCAGGUUGACCUGUGAUCUUUUAUUACAGUCCAAAUUCUACUGUACCUGAACGCUACAAUGAGGUUGACAGGGCUGAUCCGGAUAGCGGCUGUGCUGUUCUCACUGGGCACCACCUGGCUUUUUGUACAGACGUACUUCAACACUGGCUGGAAGGUCGUCAGAUUGCGGAGCUGGCUGGGUUUCAGCCCCGACCUGCCCAUGACCCAACCCCCACGAAACAAGUGUGGUAAUCAAAAAAGUUGUCCCGAAAGCUCUUUUGCCUUUAAAGUCAUGAGUGGAGCAGCCAAUGUUGUUGGGCCUUCGAUGUGCUUUGAAAAUACGAUUAUCAUGAGUGGCGUGAAGAACAACGUUGGCAGAGGGUUAAACAUCGCACUAGUAAAUGGAACAAAUGGCCAGCUCAUGAAAACUGGCGUCUUCGACAUGUAUUCUGGAGAUAGCAAUCUGUUACUGGACUUCCUGAAAGCAAUCCAAAGUGGCACUAUAGUGAUAGUUGCCUCCUACGAUGAUCCAGCAACAAAGCUGAACGAUGAAGCACGGAAGUUAUUCACCAACCUGGGAAGUAGCCACGCGAGCAAGCUGGCCUUCCGAGACAACUGGACUUUCGUGGGUACAAAAGGGCUCAAGGAUAAAAGCCCCUAUGAACAGCACUUAAAAAAUGAAGCGGCAAAAAACAAAUAUGACGGCUGGCCGGAAGUUCUGGAAAUGGAAGGCUGUCUCCCAAAGAAGAUGGAUUAACAGUGUGCUGAAGUCAGAACAACGCCUGCAUCAAGCCUUAUUUAACAAUACAUUCCUGUUUGGCUGGAAGACGGCAUUUCCAGCUGAAUCCAGCAUAUGAACUGAUCCCAGCUCCAGGACAGCACAAGCCAACUGGCUGUUUUCAAAUCACCAGCCAACUUAUAAUGGUGUCUGAAUGCUGCUUUAAAAACGUGUAGGCUAUGUUGUAUUACAUCGGCUAUGAAGUCAUAGCAAAUGUCUAAUCUUUCAGCAUGCUGCUUUAUUAUAUUAAUAAGGCACAUGUUGAGGUGAAGGCAGUAGUGUCAAUAUCAAGCAUUUAAUUUUUCUGUCUGUCUCAAAACAAUAAGUGCACAACACUACUUGGGAAGAAAUUGCUUCAGCUUCUGCUUCUUGAGUUGUUAAAAGUGAUUUUAACAGUUAAAUCCUCCCACGUUGUUUCCAAGAAAAGAGAUCGGCAAGCAGGGGGCUUUUCAGCCUGGCUGACAAAGGCAGAACAAAAUCCAGUGGCUGGAAGUUGAGGUUAGAUCAAUUCAACCUUGAAAUAAGAUGCCAUUUCCUAGCAAGAAGAGGGAUUAAACAUCGGAACACCUUGCUGGGGAGGUGGUGCGCUCGCUGUCACUUGGAGUCUUUGAGACAAGUUUUUAUAUCUUUUUUAAGUAUACACUUUAACCCAGCUUCUAGGAGAAAUUCUAAAGCCUUUAGGGGGCAUGGGAGGGGUGGAGGUCAUGGUGGCCUUGGAAUGUGGGAAUCUAUGACUCCCCCUGUUCGUUCCCUUCCUUCAUGGGCCACGGGGAGGCCAGAAAGCCCUGCACUGCCCUCAACAUGCUCGUAACACCUGCAGUUCUGCAUUAGGAGAAUAACUAUAAUCAAAUUUCAUGCUCCAGGACUAUAGCUGUUCACCUACAGUGGUUAGGAAGGGAUCUUUCUGCCCAGUGAACUGUUGGACUGAUGUGUUCUAAGAUUUUUUUUCUCACCUUCCUCUGAAGCAUCAGGGAUUGGGCACAGCCAGAGUCAGGACUCAGGGCAGGGUGCAUCAGUGCUCAGGUGGUCCAGCAAAUCCUCUUUCUUGGCUGCCUGGCUGGUGAAUCUGGCUCACAUGUACAGGGUCAGACUGAUCCCCAGAUCUGUGGUCAGGAAGGAAUUUCCCCCCAGCUCAGUUUGGAAGGGACCAGUGGGUUUCGCCUUCCUCUGAAGCAUGGGGCUGGAACACCUGCUUGGAUCAUCUGGGCAUGCGUCACCUAAUCAAUUCCCCACCAUUGCAGUAGCCUCAGGCAUUGGUGACACCAUGGUCCCUCCUUUACCCUGCCUGUGGCACCCAACAGUUUAGUCUCCUGACGAAUUUACUCCUUUAGCCUAACUAAAGUCACCGGGCUCAAUACAGGGGUCAGUGAGUGAAAUUCUCUGGCCUAUGAUGUGCAGGAGGUCAGAGGAGAUGGCCCAAUGGUGCCUUCUGGUCUUAAAUUCUAUGAAACUAUGUAACAUUUUAACAUUCUAUCUUCAAAUAGGUUUCAGAGGGGUAGCCAUGCUAGUCUGUAUCAGUGAAAACACCGAGGAGUCCUUGUGGCAAUUUAGAGACUACCAAAUUUAUUUGGCCAUAAGCUUUCAUGGGCUAAAACCCACUUCAUCAGAUACAUGGAGUGAAAAUUACAGUAGGUGCUGUAAUAUAUAUACUGCUUACUGUAUUUUUCACUCCAUGCAUCUGAUGAAGUGGGUUUUAGUCCACGAAAGCUUAUGGCCAAAUAAAUUUGUUAGUCUCUGUAGCGGGAUGGUCACCCACUCUGGGCCUGAAAAGGUUACAGCCAGACCUGGGAGAGGGCUGGGGCUGGGAGCCAAAGAUUAGGCUGAUGGGGAAGCAGCCACAGCUGGGGCCUUGCCCCAAUCAGGCCGUAGCUGGAGCUAUAAAAGGCUGUGGGCCAGGCGCUCAGGCAGUCUCUCUCUAGUGGUGGAGAGAGACGGGCCUGGCUGCUUGGGAGUUCAGCAGAGUACCUAGAGUGGAGCAGGGCUGGGGAAAGGCAAAAGGAGCUGGGGCGCUCCAGGCUGGAAAACCCCCAGCCUACAGGCCUUGCUGAAGGCCUAAAGCAGGUACUGGGGUUGCAGAGGGGCAGCCCAGGGGUAGGCAAAAGCAGCAGGUCCAAACUCCCCUUGCCGAUGAUGAGUGGUUUACAGACUGCAGUCCGCCCCAGUGAUCGGGGGCUAGAUGGGGACUGGCAGUAGCCACUGAGGCAAGGUGGGGAUAGAAGGUGGGGAUUCCCUGGGGAGGGGAGACCCAGACUGUAGGGGUACUUCAGGGGGCAGAACCCUGAUGUAGAGGGGCACCAGGGUCUGUGAGGGACACGGGACCCGCAAGCAAGCAGGACACCAGCCUGCAGAGGGUGCUCCAGAGGCUGGAGAGCUCAUUCCCAGGAUGACCAGCAGGAGGCGCUGCAGCAGUGAGUCUUGCUUCACUACAGUCUCUAAGGUGCCACAAGGACUCCUCGUUGUUUAUGUUCAAAUAGUUUUCUCAGGGCAUGAUGAUGCCUUCCAAUAUAUGGUACCCAGUCCUGUCAUUCAGAUCCCAGUCAGUGCACCUGAUUGCACGCCAGAGGGUGUUUCUGCAGGAUACCUGCAUACCAGAAGGUGAAGUCAACAUUUUAGAUUAUUAGCACCUGAAGGAGCCAUAAUCCAGACAGCAGAACUCCCAGUGAAGUCAAUGGGCCAAAGAUGAAGUCAAUGGACUGUUGACUCCAAUGGGACAGUUUGCACUAUAUGCAAAGUUACCUUCACGUGUACGUCUUUGCAAGAAUCAGGGCCUCAGCUUGAAAGGUCUUUGUGACAGGCAGGGGCCAACUUUUACUCUAUGGACAGCAUCCAGCACAACGGGGGCCCUGUCCUGGUUGUCUCACAUGGACCAUCAGCCUUGGGACAAAGUACUGGGCACUGCCAGGGCCCCAGGGCUCACUGGAGCACCUCUCUCCCCUCCCCUUGCCCAGCAGGGAGGCUGGGGAAGUUGUUGUGUGCGAUGUCUUUUGUCGGCGUUCCCUGGGUUUGAUUCCUGCCAGCCAGAGAGGCUUUACUGCAUGUUGUACCUGCUCAAGUGUCCCAGCAGCUCACCCGGCAAGUGUGGGGAAUCCAGAGAGUCCAGAAUCAUUGACGGGAGUGGGUUUGCUCUUCUAUGUCACAUACACAGGGAUGUGGGUUUCUUGCUUUCAGACAUUUAUCAGAAAUAUAUUAUCUACUUUAUACGGGGUCUCUGGUUCUGGGAAUAUCAAAUAGCUGAACAAUGGGGAGUUUGGGAUUUUUUGAGUCUCUAAUAAAAUUUCUAACCAAU
Dermochelys coriacea (leatherback sea turtle) is the source of this 5231-nucleotide messenger RNA. RefSeq names its product FAM3 metabolism regulating signaling molecule D (gene FAM3D). The record is from RefSeq and is a predicted model, not a curated record. Bases 1247 to 1924 code for a protein of 225 amino acids. NCBI's taxonomy places the organism in Eukaryota, Metazoa, Chordata, Testudines, Dermochelyidae. The transcript is spliced from 11 exons.